AUGUCGACACCACCGCGCCCCAUAUUGAACCCCAUUUCAACGAGUAAGAGUGCGGACGAUGAGGACAAGUUCAAUCCAUUUUCUUCACAUCUUGGCGAUCGUCUCUUCAGCAAACAACUUGAUGUGGACGACAAUGAUGAUACGCUCUACUCUUCUGUCCGACCGUCAAACCUGAUCGAUGAUCAAGUGCUCAUGCUGUUUGAAAAGCAGACGGAAUUGAUAGGGCAACUAGUCGAGUGGCAAAGCAAGCAGGACGAGCACACAAAGGAACAGAUUAAGCUCUUAAGUGAAAUUAACGCGCGACAGGAUAUUGAAGGUGCCUCACGAACGGCAGCACCAUCGGUUCCCGUUCGCAGCGCUUCAGCGUGGAACCCACUUCUCCGAUCGACGUUGAAGAAGAUGAGUCCCACUAUUGACAGAUGGCGCGGUGGCCUCGAUACGUUACUUAUCUUUAUCGGUUUAUUCUCUGCCAUCGUCACCUCUUUUCUGAUCGAAGCUAUCGGAAACCUGAAACCCGAUCCGGCGGACAAGACUAAUGCUUUACUUGCAAACCUCACGGAGAUCAUCGUGUCUAUGGGCAGAAUAAAUGUAUCAGAGCCCCUUCACUUGAUUGAGCCAGAGGGAUUCGAGCCGGAACCGGAAGAUAUACGCCUCAAUAUUUAUUGCUUCGUGUCUUUGAUUUUCGCGCUUUGUACUGCCGCAUUGGCCGUGGUGGGGCGCGAUUAUUUGACGAGACUGACCCGACCAGACGGAGACGCGAUUAGCCGCCUGACCGAUAUACACCGCAGAUGGAAAGGUGCCCAAACAUCUCUGGGCCCAUUCUUAGAGACUUUGCCCAUGACUCUCACGUUGCCCGUGUUCAUCUUUGCACUGGGUUUGGUUGACUACAUUACAUCAAUAUCCAUCAAAUUGGACGAACGAGGCCAAUACCUGGACAGCGCUUUCAUCAUCGGCGGCGCAGCAAUAUCGUUGACAGCCUUGAUGGUACUCUUCACCGUCUACCAUGGGAUUUGCCAUCCUGCGACCUCCCCAUUCCAAAGCGGAAUCAGGACCCUCCUCAGAUUGCGCGAGACGUGGAAAGCUGACGAUCAGCCGCCCUCACCCUGUUUGAGUCAGGACAAUCUGAAUGCUUUCCACGAACUCAUCCAGGACAUUCAUGAUGACGAGACUCUGACUCAUGCAGUCGGACCAUUGAAUUCCCUGCUCAAAUCGCAAUGGUCUUGGGAUGAGAAAGAGGUUAACACUGUCCUCCAUCUCCUCUCCUUUGAGGCGUCUCUUCAGUGCCAAAUGAACGUUCUCAACGUGCUGGCGAAGCGAGACAUAUCAGGAAUUACCAGCGUACCUAUCGGCGUCAGGGUACAGGUCCUCAGUGCUGUUCUGGCGGUCGAGAAAUACCACGUCAGUACCAACCUCCCGCCUGGCAAUUUAGACCAACUCGUGAAGUUCCCUUUCGUGACCGUGGUAGCCAAACUGGCCAGAAGCAUCGUACAAGCCAAUUUCUCCAACUGGGACCUUGACAAGAGCCCGCUCCUCGCACUCUUGAGUGUCACCGCUUACAAAUAUCAUGUACAUCCAGAUCACCAAUGGAUCGUAGAAGUCGUAUCAUUCCACGCGCUGAAGAUAUUGGCGGAUGUCUUCGAUCCGGAAUUCUUCAAUUCCCAUGACCCACAAUUCGUCAACGAACGAAUGGACGAGGUCUUCGGUGCCCAUGCCAUGGAUUUCUCCGAGUGCCAGAUGUUGGCGGUUGGUCUUGCCAUUUCCCAGGAUAUCCAACCCCAUGUUUUCCAAGGGAUGAUGGGUUGGAUAUGCACCAAAAUCACAUCGUCAUCCGAAGUCCAACUAUUUUCUAUCCACGUCCUCACAGAAGUUCUCAACCUCGUUUCGAUCGAUGAGAAUAAGCAGAUGUAUCGGCCCCUAUUCCGGCUAUGCUGGUUCGUAAACUACAUCAGCGAAUCCCUCUUCUUCCCGGCCAAUAUCGGCGUCAACGCAUCCUUUACCAUGCAAAUGGCUUACACCAUCCAGAAGAGAUGGUGCUCGCUCGAAGUAGUCAAGCCGACUCUGUGGUCGGACAGCGUCUUCACAUCCGUGAUCAGAUUUUUGGAUCUGGCUGAAGGCAACCUCGCGGAGCUCGCUACCAGCGAAGAGCACCGAGACAUCAUCUCCCAAAUCAGUGCCGCGUUAGGAGGCCUUUGCGUGCUUCUUUCAUCCGUGAAUCCAGUGACAAUAACUGAAACAGAUAACCGUCAGAGGAGAGUCGAGUUUACGCAUCAGCUGUUGCGUGUAUGCAUCCAGUAUAUUACCCAUGAAGAUCGAACGACUGGCGAACCGAUUCUUCCGGAGCGUACGCUGGAAUCACUGUUGGCGAGUCUAUCACGCUUGGUCAAAAUGGUGAAGAUGGAAGAAAUAGACGAAUCGCUGCGAGUACAACUUGCAGUUCUGCCCUUGGAGGCACCAGUGGUUCGCCGUAAUUGA
Molecule: messenger RNA, 2472 nt
Organism: Pleurotus ostreatus (oyster mushroom)
Lineage: Eukaryota; Fungi; Basidiomycota; Agaricomycetes; Agaricales; Pleurotaceae
Exons: 7
Coding region: 1-2472 (823 amino acids)
Source: RefSeq, a predicted model, not a curated record